Closterium sp. NIES-67 is the source of this 1887-nucleotide messenger RNA. Lineage: Eukaryota; Viridiplantae; Streptophyta; Zygnematophyceae; Desmidiales; Closteriaceae. The record is from the annotation of a GenBank genome assembly.
UUCCAGGCCGUUGCCUUCCCUCUCACAUCAACCUCAACCUUGAUGGCUCUCCAAGGAAGCACGUGAAGCUGUUGUAGCUAACAACUUUAACUUUCCACACCUGCAUUGGGGUUAGCGUAGAAACGAUCGCCAGGCAAAUCUCUUGCCUUUAACGUCGCAAGCCUGAUUAUAACGAGAAGGACCAUCUCGUAAUCCAUAACCUUCCGGUAACUACUAUCUCUCACCGCUACCUGCAUCCGCAGCGAGGCAACCUCACUGCGUUUCCGAUAUCCCAAGAUUAUUGAACCCAGUGCGUUCGCAAGCAUCGAGGCUUUUCUAUUUUGCCCGUUCUUCCGACGCGUCGCUAUUAGACAUAUUCGAAUUGCUUCGCAAUCAUGCCGCGCAGUUGGACUAUCAUGCGCCUCCGCAUCCUUCCCCUCCUCCUCCUCCUCCUCGUCUUAGCUCUGGCGCACCAAGCACGCGUGGCGCAAGGGCGACUCAUCGUGGUGGGCGUACGCGAUACAGGCGGGUUCCAUCACCCGUGGAACAGCGCCGUGGAUUACCCGCAGUGGGAGAAGCGCACUGUGCUCGUUAUCGGGGACUCUGUUGUGUUUGAGUUUCCCCCAGAAGACGCCGUUUUCUCCUUCCCCUCGCUGGAGGCGUUUUCUGCGUGCACCUACGCAGGCGCGGCGCUGGUGUGCUCGGGCGCGCAGGGUGGCGACCGGCAGUGCACGGUGGCGGUGGGGGAGACUCCGCAAUAUUUCGCGUCCACUCCGCGCAACUGCCGCCUGGGGCAAAAGGUCACCAUUCAGGGCCGUCCCCCACGCCAGGCGCGCUCGCUCCGCCGAGUGCUCGACGAGGCCCCCGCGCCCGUCCCCGCGUUCCCCACCGGCUCCCCCGCGGCCCUCGCCACCGGGGGAAGCAGCGGGGACGGCGUUCCGCCGGCGCUGACCGUGACGAGCCCCAGCGUGAUCGUGACCGUUGGAUACGCGAAGGGCGUGUACUCGUACCCGUGGAAUCCGGCCGUGUCGUGGAGCGCGUGGGCCGCUGGCACAAAGAUCUACUCGGGCGACGUGCUAGCUUUCAAGUACCCCAUGUACGCGGAGGAGGUGGUGCGCUUCCCGUCGUUCGCGGACUACCGCGCGUGCAACUACUCCGCCGCGACCGUCGUGUGCUACGACGUGUGGGGCGCCGGCAGCGCCGGAUGCACCAUCAAGGUCGGCAACGCCACGGCGUUCUACGGCUCGGGGCUAUACGGCCACUGCUACAACGGCCAGAAGUUUGUGCUGCAGCCGAUUCUGAGCCGAUUCACGGCGCGCGCGGUGACGGUGGGCGCGCCGACGCCGUCGUUCCUGUGGCCGUGGAACCCCGAGGUGGACCUGGCGGACUGGAGCAAGAAGAACCCCGUCUACAAGGGCGACACGCUCGUGUUCAAAUACGGCAAGUAUGCGGAUGACGUGUACGUGGUCCCCACGCUUACGGACUACAACAACUGCGAGUACCGGAGCUUUAUUUCAUACUGCAACGGCACGGACGGCACGGGGAACGGGUGUGAGAGCGACCCCGUUACAAGCACCACCUACUUCAUCUCGGGCUUCUUUAGUCACUGCAUGAGCGGCCAACGGGUGAUUGUAACUCCGCUUCCUCCCCCCCUAUAGUGAGCCACUGCCCACAAGUCCCCCAUGAGACCUAGCCAUCCUUGUGUUAGUCAUUGCAGUAGCUCAUACCUAGUAUAUGUUAGGCCCCUGAACCAGACGACGCCAGCUUUUGGCUGGCGCUGCUUAUACUUUCUAGAGCUAACUGGAGAUUUCAUGCUUCUAACAAGUAUUGUUUUGCCCACUGCACAACGGAGGGGUACGGAGUGUGUUGUGCCAUGAGGGCAAUUGGUUGUUUGGUUUGUAAUACACC